AUGCCUUCGAAAGCCUCAAGUUUCGUUUUGACCGUCGACAAAGGUGGGCUUAUCAUGCAAGUCUUGGUUCAAAUGAUACGAAGUUGGAAUUGGGCUUGUAGUCCAAUCUGCGGCUAA
Messenger RNA from Sclerotinia sclerotiorum 1980 UF-70, 117 nucleotides. RefSeq lists its product with no specific name. The transcript has 2 exons. Bases 1 to 117 code for a protein of 38 amino acids. The record is from RefSeq and is a predicted model, not a curated record. NCBI's taxonomy places the organism in Eukaryota, Fungi, Ascomycota, Leotiomycetes, Helotiales, Sclerotiniaceae.